AUGUCCGUAGACAAGAUCCCAGACGAGAUACUCCAGCAUCUAUUCUACUAUGUUUCGCCAUGGGAGUCUUUGCAAUGUCUCCAGAUCGUGUCACGUCGCUUCCAUAGGCUCGCCAACGAGCCGCUACUAUGGAAAUCGUACUGCUCGUGGUCAUUCUCAUAUUGGCACCCCGGCCACGACUUUCAUCACAAACUCCAGCUCAAGGUAGCCGAGGUCAACUGGAAGGAGCUGUUCAUCCUGAGGGCGCGGCAGAACAGGCUCAUUGCGAGACUUCUUGACGAUAUCAUCACCACCCAGGUCGGGAGAUUGAAACGAUUCGAAACUAUAGGCCGCCUGGGGUACGAUGCCAAGGAUUUCCUCUUACAACAGUGCCAAACCGUGGAAACUGCGACAGAUUACCUCGCGAGAAGAUACUACAGCAAUGCCCUCCUCGACAGUAUCCACAGAAGCAUGGCGAUUGAAGAAUGGCACCAGCUUCGACUCGACCGUGAUUUGCUCGAAACCCAAGUUGCUGGCGUGCGUCUCGAGCGAUCAUUGGGCGCCUUCGACAUGUUCGUUCUGCACGACCAGUUUGGUGACAUGGACAAUAUUUCCGACAUGCUUCGAGACAAAGCUGCCGAAUUCCGUGCCAGGGAGCCAAAUCUGGACGAUUACUCGACCCGGAGAAAGGCACUUGCCUUGAAUCGUUGGCUUCGCUCCAGUGGCCUCACCGGCAUGAAAUAUCCAGAGAGAAACUUUCGCAACCUCCGAAAUCUAUUCAUAGGACAGGCCCUCCGGCGUGGGGACCACCAUGACUCCCUCCCCGUCAUAUCGAGUGCCAUUUUCUGCUGCAUCGCUGCUCGUUUGGGGUUGACGGCCCAGUGCUGCGCAUUUCCAGGUCAUGUUCACGCCAUUGUCUUUGCCAGCCCGGGGCGGACACUUGAUGGUGGCCCUAUGGCGGUCGAGAAUGGGCCUCGAGAGCGGAUGUACCUGGAUCCGUAUGGCUUCGACGACGAAGUGCCGGCUGCCCAUCUCCAGACCUCGCUGGCCCGCGUCGGUUGGCAAGCAAAUGCCGAGGUACUACUGGCACCGGUCCCAACUCUGGCCGUGACACAGAGGACGGCAGAAAACAUCAAGGCAACAUUCGCCAGGGCACUGGAGCUGCAAGACGAUGCCCACCCUGAACUGAGCCAGCUUCUGAGCGGAAAUAGCUCGUCGAAUAUGGAGGCUGCACUCUACGCAUCAUUAUGGGCGCAUUUGUUAUUGUCGACGCCCAAUACGCUCGAGUGGCAUGAUCGUCUAACUUGCUUCAUGAGGCGGUUCGCCAGUACGUGGCCAGAGGAUGCAUGGCUCGUCGAAAAGUACCUACGGCCCAUCUACAACAAUUUCGCGCCCCCGAGUGGCGAGUUUGCACACCAUGCCCGCCGCGGCUUGGGUGACCCCUGGGAGCCAUGGCGGCUGGUGCGAGACCAGGAUGACCACUUGCCGCCACCUUGCAGGAGAAGUUCCUUCACCAACCAGCUGGCCCCUUUCAGGGUCGGCCAAAUCUUCCAGCACCGAAGAUAUGGUUGGACCGGUGUCAUAACCGGGUGGUCUUGCCAUGGCGCAAGACAACCGCCCGUGACACACCCCGAGCAGCAGACUAGUGGGAACGGUGUUGAGUCGUCAUCUUCAUGCCAAACCGGGAGGCCACCGAAUCGCUUCUACUUCAUGUGCUUCCCAAGUACUGGCUCGGAACCUCACGUGGUCGCCUCGGAGAACAUUGAGGUGCUCGAUGACGCAAGCCAAGUCGCCCCAAGCAUGUUCCCGAUGGCGGGAAAAUUCUUCAAGCGAUUUGAUCCUACGACGUGCACCUUCGUGUCCAACAUCGAAGAGCAAUACCCUGACGAUUGA
Drechmeria coniospora is the source of this 1872-nucleotide messenger RNA. RefSeq names its product F-box protein. The record is from RefSeq and is a predicted model, not a curated record. Bases 1 to 1872 code for a protein of 623 amino acids. Gene Ontology annotation, molecular function: protein binding; DNA binding. Lineage: Eukaryota; Fungi; Ascomycota; Sordariomycetes; Hypocreales; Ophiocordycipitaceae. The transcript has 4 exons.